UAGAAUCUGUUUAUCCCACUCUCCUUCUCUUUCCCCCUUGCUCCCUAACUGACUAAAGUCUUAUCCAGGGCGUUCUGAGCCAAGGAGAUCUGAUAUCAUCUUUAGAGGGCUGUGCUCUGAGACACAGAGCGCCUUCUAUCCAGACCAAACCUGAGAGACCCAGGGAUAGGGAGUGACUACUGCAGCCCAACCCCAGCCCAGAGGACACAGGAACAGAGACAGACAACAGCCCAGGAUCACAUCACCAAGAACAGAGAAAGACGACAGCCACAGACCAGGACCAGAGCACCCAGGGACAGGGAGAGACUAGUUCCAGAGAUGGCCUCGGCCGGCCUGGAGAUCCUGGGUAUGAUCCUUUGUGUGUCAGGCUGGCUAGGGGUCAUGGUAGCCUGUGGCCUGCCAAUGUGGAGAGUAGCCGCCUACAUUGGCCAGAACAUUGUCAUAUCUCAAGUGAUCUGGGAGGGCCUGUGGAUGAACUGUUCUGUCCAGAGCACGGGCCAGAUGCACUGCAAGGUCCACGACUCCAUGCUUGGACUCCCUGUGGACCUACAGGCGGCCCGAGCCCUGGUCAUCAUCUCUAUGGUGCUGUGCAUCAUGGGCAUCGGCCUGUCUGUAGCCGGGGCCAAGUGCACCAACUGCAGCUCGGACACGGGCAGCAAGCCUCACAUGUUGCUGGGAGCCGGGGUGACCUUCAUCAUGGCGGGGCUGUUGCUGCUGACGGCUGUAUCGUGGACAGCUAACACCAUCGUCUUGGAUUUCUAUGACCCGAUGCUGGAGGAAACGGGGAAGAGGGAGUUUGGGAACUCACUGUAUUUUGGAUGGGCUGCCUCCUGUCUGCUUCUCCUAGGGGGAGCUCUACUCUGCUGCUCCUGCCCCCCGAAAGCACCCCAGGGUGGGAGCGGGACUGGGUCUGGGCACCACAAGGUGGUGAACUACUCUGCGGUCAAGUCUCCCAUGUCUGUCAAUGGAUAUAUGAGGAGGGACUAUGUGUGAGAGAGUGUAUGUUCAAUGGCUUUAGUAUAGAGACAGCCCCUUGAGACUGAUGGGACUGAUGGGAUAACUAGUGUUAGCGACCCCCCUUUCCUGACUGCACACUAUAGGGGUAGUGCAGAACAAAUGCAGCCAUGUGGGAUAUUUCAUUCAGAUAUAAAGUAUAAACGAUUGCCGAUUAAUGCUAGAUUGUGUUUUACAUAUAUGAUUUCUGUAAAGCUAGAGACAUGCAUUUAUAGAGGAGUCAAAUAAAUGUAGAUACAGUAGGAUUAGAGAAAUAUCUUAUUCAUGUUCCACCUGUUUGAAAAUGUGUACUAAAUUUCACAUGAAUGUUACUCAAUGAUGAAGAUUUAAAUCAUGAAAAUGUUAAUGUUGUUUAAAAUAAUUAAAAUAACUUUCCCAUUCAACCCUAA
This is a messenger RNA of Salmo salar (Atlantic salmon), 1403 nucleotides long. RefSeq names its product claudin-4. Lineage: Eukaryota; Metazoa; Chordata; Actinopteri; Salmoniformes; Salmonidae. Gene Ontology annotation, molecular function: structural molecule activity. Gene Ontology annotation, cellular component: bicellular tight junction; membrane. The record is from RefSeq and is a predicted model, not a curated record.